CAACAUAUUAUUUGGGGAUAAGAGCUCGACCAAACAGGACUAUUGUCAUUUACGAACGCUGUUUGCAUUCAACAAGAUCCAACAUGAAGUCUGUUCUCCUUCUUGUCGCUGUCGUUUGCUCUGUUACAGGUCUGCCAGCCCUGUACGAUAACGGACGCAUCUUUGGAGGGGGUACGGCCGAAUCCGAACAAUUCCCGUACGUAGUUUCCAUCACUGAAAAUGAUCGCCACUUCUGCGGCGGAUUCAUUUACAGCACCAGGUGGAUCGUCACGACAGCUUCAUGCGUUGUUGGGAAAACGGCCAGCAAAUUGAAAGUGGUCGUCGGUCAGGUGAGCGCCAUUAACGCCGAUCCCAACGAGCAAACGUUGGCUGUUUACACCAUCACACCUGUGCCACAGUACAACAGCACGAAUCAGUUUAAUGACAUCGCUCUCCUUAAGCUUACAGCUGACAUUGAUUUUGAUUACGUCAAUGUUGAUUUCGUCGCGUACAACGAAUUAGACAAUAAUUUGCCUACAGUUGUCAUGGGAUGGGGUGCAACUUUCCAAGGAGGAUUGGAAUCGGUUAAUCUUCACUACGGAGAGGUCACCCUCAAUCUUGUGACUGCGACAUCGCCUUGUGGACCUUAUGCAGUAAACGAAGAAUUUAAUUUGGCGACCAUGAUUUGCGCUUCAAAUGAUCCCGCCGCCAGCACCCUAGCUCCUCCUCCUACUGCAACUUUAAGUCCUCUUGGAUCUCCUUGUUCAUACGACGAGGGCUCCCCGUUGGUCCAAGUCAUGGGCGACGUUCCUACCGUUGUUGGCAUCUUGUCCAAGACUGAUGGCUGCUCGGAAAAUUCUUAUGGCGUUUACACCCGCGUCUCCAUCUUCUACUCGUGGCUUCUCAACACGGCCGGUCCGCAGCCAAUCCGGCCAACAACGGAAGCCCCAACAACGCCAACGACAGCUCUUCCGGGGCGUAAAUAAGGCUAGUAAUCUGCACUAGCUGUGAAGAAGAAAUCCUUCUAUCCUUCUCUUCACGCUUAAUUCAACAUCAAUCUACACGGACAUGUGCAAUAAUUUCAAAACCGUUUGACAGCUUUUUUUUGUGCACCAAUAAAUGAAAUACCGCUGAUA
Daphnia pulex (common water flea) is the source of this 1115-nucleotide messenger RNA. Its product is annotated as trypsin alpha-like. Bases 84 to 965 code for a protein of 293 amino acids. Gene Ontology annotation, biological process: proteolysis. Gene Ontology annotation, molecular function: serine-type endopeptidase activity. The record is from RefSeq and is a predicted model, not a curated record. Lineage: Eukaryota; Metazoa; Arthropoda; Branchiopoda; Diplostraca; Daphniidae. The transcript is spliced from 6 exons.